This is a messenger RNA of Menidia menidia (Atlantic silverside), 2652 nucleotides long. The record is from the annotation of a GenBank genome assembly. NCBI's taxonomy places the organism in Eukaryota, Metazoa, Chordata, Actinopteri, Atheriniformes, Atherinopsidae.
CUGACACCAUCCGAAACGGGCAGUCGCAAAACUUCGGCGUUUAAAGACAUCUGCAAAACGCGCUGCGCCUGCGAGGAGCGAGAAAACAUCCUGAACAUCAACUGCGAGAAUAAAGGAUUUACCACCGUCGUUCAGUUCCUGGCGCCGCCGAAUAAGAUCUCGCAGCUGUUUCUAAAUGGAAACUUCCUGUCGAGGCUGGGCUCGAACGAGUUUGUCAAUUACGGCAAUGUCACGUCGCUGCAUCUGGGGAAUAACGGUUUGCAAGAAAUCCGGACCGGGGCGUUUAAUGGCCUCCGCUUCCUGAAGCGACUACACCUAAACAACAACAACCUAGAGGUGAUAAAGGAGGAUACGCUGGCAGGGCUGGAGAGUUUGGAGUAUUUGCAAGCAGACUAUAAUUACAUCAGCGUCAUAGAGCCGGGCGCUUUCAGUAAGCUGAACAAGCUCAAAGUGUUGAUCCUGAACGACAACCUGCUCCUGUCUUUGCCUCCUAACAUUUUCCGCUUUGUGCUCCUCACCCACUUGGAUUUACGCGGCAACCGGCUCAAGACGCUGCCUUUCGCCGGGGUGCUGGAGCACAUAGGGGGCAUCAUGGAGAUCCAGCUGGAGGAGAACCCGUGGAACUGCACCUGCGACCUGAUCCCCCUCAAGUCCUGGCUGGACACCAUCUCCGUCUUCGUGGGCGACAUAGUGUGCGAGACCCCCUUCAGGCUGCACGGCAAAGACAUAACCCAGCUCAUAAAGCAGGACCUGUGCCCACGGAAAAAUGCCGGAGAGAGGGUUUACCACCCCUCCGACUCUUAUUUCCAAGGGGCGCUGCCUCCCACCUUCCACCCUGUCAUCUUCAACCCCACCCGCGCUCCUAAAGCUUCCCGCCCUCCCAAAAUGCGCUACAGACCAACCCCCCGGAUUACAAAGGACAGGCAUGUUUUCGGGCCUAUAAUGGUUUACCAAACCAGGUCCCCUGUUCCCAUGCUUUGUCCCAGUGUCUGUGUUUGCACAUCCCAAAAUCCGGACAGUGGACUUAACAUUAACUGUCAAGAGAGGAAGUUACAUAACAUUAGUGAGCUGAACCCUAAGCCCUCAUACCCAAAGAAGCUCCACCUGACAGGUAACUACUUACAGUUGAUUUAUAGAACUGAUCUGACUGAGUACAGCUCUCUGGAGCUGCUCCACUUAGGAAAUAACAGGAUUGCAGUGAUUCAGGAAGGUGCAUUCGAGAAUCUCACAAACCUCAGACGUCUGUAUCUAAAUGGGAAUUAUAUCGAGUCCCUUUCUCAGUCUCUGUUCACUGGUCUGCAGUCCCUCCAGUACCUCUAUUUGGAAUACAACAUCAUAAAAGAGAUUUUCCCACAGACCUUCAAUUCUUUGCACAACCUCCAGUUGCUCUUUCUUAACAACAACCUUUUAAGAUCUCUCCCUGACAACGUUUUCGGGGGCACCAUGCUGACACGGCUCAAUCUGAGGAACAAUCAUUUCUCAUACCUUCCGGUUCUGGGUGUUCUAGACCAGCUGUCAGCGUUCAUUCAGAUCGACCUGCAGGAGAAUCCCUGGGACUGUACCUGUGACAUUGUGGCACUCAAAAACUGGAUGGAGCUUUCCAGCACCAGCGUGGUGGUCAACGAAAUUACUUGCGACUCACCCUCAAAGCAUGCAGGCCGCCUACUGCGUUCCCUUCGAAAUGAGGCCAUCUGCCCCGAGCCGACCGAGGGGCCUCCGCCCCAGCACGCCCCCCCAACGAGAGCCCCAACAUUAUUAAGUCCAGGCACUGAAGCCACCACCGCUUAUUUCCCAUCCACCUCUUCAUCUUCCAUUUCCUCUUCCUUUAGCUCAGUGAGCCCCACGGAAUCCUACAUACACACACCGGAGUUACAUCCAGAGGUCCCGCUCUCGGUCCUAAUUCUAGGCCUUCUUGUUGUUUUUAUCCUGUCAGUCUGCUUUGGCGCGGGCCUCUUUGUUUUUGUGCUGAAGCGGCGAAAAGGGGUUGAGCACGUGCCCACGGGCGCCAACAACUUAGAUCUCAACUCUUUUCAAGUGCAAUACGGCUCAUACAACCCCGAACCGACCCAAGGCAAACGUUCUGAAAGCCACGUCUACAACUACAUCCCUCCGCCUGUGGGCUCCAUGUGUCAAAACCCCAUUUACAUGCAGAAGGACGGAGAGCAGGUGUCGUAUUACCGCAACUUGAAGGACCUCAGUUUCGGGCCCCUGAAUGCGAAGAAGGACGACAUCCUUUCCCGCAGCCCCGGGGCCUACACGAUCGGCCCGGUCAAUUUUAUGGAGAAAUCCCCGACCUCGUGUAGUCUGACCACCUCAGAGCCUCCUGAGAUGCUGUAUCAAAACAUAGGAGAGAGGCCCGACAAAGAGCUCCCCGCAGUAGCAGGUGGGCCUCCUUUCACUUACAACUUUUGCACGUUGCCUAAGAGACCGUGCAUUGUGCCCCCGUACGAGGCUGCUACGGCCCGACGGCACGUAACCAGCCAGGACAGGUUUAGCAAAUCUAUGCUGUAUGGAACCCCGAGGAAAUACUUUGGGCCUGACCACCCUUCCAAAAACAAUGAGCACCCUGCACUGCUGCUCCCCGGGAAGAUCAAAACAGAGCCGGACUACCUGGAGGUCCUGGAGAAACAGACUGCGAUGAGCCAACUGUAA